AGUUUUGAAAAGCUGUCGCCGUCUCUCUGCGUAGAAUACUCUACAGAUUAGUUAUUUUUUUAUGUGCAAGGUGCGGGCCUCCAAAGAACACCUUUGUUGUACAUGAGUGAGCACAACCCGUUCACAUUCUCCACAAAACCUACCCGGCAAUGCCGUUACAGAUCAAAGAUACCGCUGGCCUUCACAGCACCAAAGGCGAUGAAGUGAUCAAUUCACUCGCCAAGCUCUUGGAGAAGGUCCAUCGCCUUGAGGCGAAGAAGCGCUCGGCCUACGACCGUCAUACUCCAGAUCUCGGAGAGCACAUUGCUUUGGCGGAAGCCCAGUGUGCCUUACUCGAGGAGCAACUGCGGUACGCGCGACGAGUACUGGCCUUCUCCACUAACCUGAGAAGCACCUCCGACGGGCUUCCUGACGCCGCGUUUGCCAAGUCUCCCGGUUACGACGACGACGAUGUGUUUGACGGCCCACAAGGCGUCCGGUCCUCUCACUCCGAGCAGCAACUUGCCUCUCAGAAGUCUGUCCAGGAAACGAACACGGACGUCAAAGAAAGGGCAUCGAGAAAAACGAAUCCAAAGGUGCCUGAAGCUGCAGUACCUGCGAAGCACCCAAGCUGUGCUCGCCGAGCAAGGUCAACAUCUGCAGUUCCGCACACUGUUCGUUUUCCUGACCAUUGUAGGCUCACUGUUGCAGAUGUGCCUUUUAUCCUCAGCAAGAGUACUGCAGCAAGUCACUCACUCCCUGCAAAUCUUCAGAACCUCGUGUCCCUCCUGAAGAAGGCCAAGCCACAGAACAACGUGGCAAAGGACUUUACGGACAGCGUACAUCGAAAUGUUUGUGUCGUCGGGAAUGGGGGCUUGCCCAAGAGCAACAGCGAGAUUGACUUGCGUGCGGCAUCUCAACCUGACGCUGCUAGCAGAGACCUUGUGCACCUAAUGCACCAAGGGGAGCACCUGUUAAAACAAUUGAAUCAGGCCCAAAUGCCUGGCACCCGACACUCCCUGAAGUGCCAGUGCCGGCGGCUAAUCAGUCGGAUACAGGCUAAAAUGGCAGAUAUUGGAAAGCCAGAGACUGGUUUUUCAAACAGCACGGGAGCGAAGCUGACACACAAAAGGAAGGCCACUGUGAAGCCAAGGUCGGCUUCUGCGUCUUCUCACGGUGGUGACGCUUUCAAUCGUGUCUUCAUGCGAGAAUUGAGAAGGAUUCAGAGCCACCUUGAAGAACAGAUAUGAGAUGCAUCGCCCGCCAUGAAACCAUGAUUUCUCAAAAGUGAUUCUCUGAUCUCACAUUCAGAGCUUGUAGAUCAUUCCAUUGCCUGUCGAGUGUGUUUGUAGGCUUUUGAGGUCCCUACACUUACGAUGAAAAGUGUGUGAGCCACUGUUU
Messenger RNA from Rhipicephalus sanguineus (brown dog tick), 1380 nucleotides. Its product is annotated as centrosomal protein cep57l1. The transcript is spliced from 7 exons. NCBI's taxonomy places the organism in Eukaryota, Metazoa, Arthropoda, Arachnida, Ixodida, Ixodidae. The record is from RefSeq and is a predicted model, not a curated record. Bases 150 to 1229 code for a protein of 359 amino acids.